CCAGCAUCGUGAUCUGGUGUGUGUUGGAUUGUGAGCUGAACCGCUGCAACAAAUGCGAUAAAAAAGUGAAUCUUUGUUUCCUUGUUGGCAUCUUCCACGUUCUUGGGUCGUCCAUUUCCUGUCUUUUUUAAUUAGCAUCGACCCUGUGUAGACGAAAACAAAAUGGCCUGGACGAAAUGGCAAUUCGCGUUAGCGCUGACGAUGGUUGUUACAGGCUCUAUCAACACACUAAGCACAAAGUGGGCCGAUUUUAUUCAAUCGGAAGGAUCGGAUGGCCAAGUGCGACGCUUCGUGCAUCCUUUCGUGCAGGCGUGCUCAAUGUUUCUCGGAGAGUUUCUUUGUUUGCUCACCUUCAAAGCUAUCUACUAUCACUUGCGACGCAAGAACAAUGGUGCCGAAGAUCGCCACGAUCUCGUGCGGGGCAAUCGCGAGUUCAGUCCCUUCGUUCUGUUCGUUCCGGCGAUGUGCGAUAUGCUGGCAACCUCCAUAAUGUACGUCGGGCUCAAUAUGACCUAUCCCUCUAGCUUUCAGUUACUGCGAGGAUCGGUUAUUGUCUUCGUCGGAAUACUGAGCGUGGCGUUCCUGAACCGUACGCUUGUCAGACGGGAAUGGUUUGGUAUCACAUUCAUCAUGCUCGGACUCGGGGUAGUCGGUAUCUCUGAUGUGAUAUCGAACGACACCAGUGGUUCGCAGUACACCCGUAACAACAUUAUCACGGGGGACUUGCUGAUCAUAUUGGCCCAGAUCAUUACGGCAGUGCAAAUGGUCUACGAAGAGUACUAUGUAGCCGGUCUGGAUGUGCCGGCAUUGCAAGCUGUCGGAUGGGAAGGGUUUUUUGGUUUCUCCAUGCUUAGCAUCUUGCUCGUGCCCAUGUACUUCAUCAAGAUGAUGCCACCGUUCAACGAGAAUGCCCAUGGUGUGCUAGAGGAUCUGCCGGACGCACUGGCACAGAUCAAGAACAACUAUCUACUGGUCAUUGCAAUCUCUGGCACGAUCGUGUCGAUCGCCUUCUUCAACUUUGCUGGCAUCAGCGUAACAAAGGAAAUAUCAGCCACGACGCGCAUGGUACUGGAUUCGGUGCGCACGGUCGUCGUUUGGGCGGUCUCAUUACUGUUGGCGUGGCAAAAGUUCCACUACCUACAGCUCGUUGGUUUCGCGGGACUCCUAUUCGGAAUGUGUCUCUACAAUGAUAUUGUGAUUCUGCAAACAUACAGGCGAGUGAAGGUGGCAUUGUUGCUCCGCAUUGGACGACAAUCGGACGGAAUGCAAGAGGUUAUUAUCAAUCGACAGGCGGAUGAGCCCGAUCGUUAGACUGAUUCGUAAGACACUGUGGUAAAUGUGCGGCAUAUUUGAUCAUGAAAGUUUAUUUGUAUAGCGUCUAGUAGCUCUUGAUUGGUACUCAUACACACGUGUAUCAGCAUUAUCUCAAUAAAUUUACUCUUUACUGAUGGA
Anopheles bellator is the source of this 1452-nucleotide messenger RNA. It is a transcript of the gene Tango9, whose product is annotated as solute carrier family 35 member F6. The record is from RefSeq and is a predicted model, not a curated record. Gene Ontology annotation, cellular component: membrane; intracellular membrane-bounded organelle. Gene Ontology annotation, biological process: transmembrane transport. The transcript is spliced from 6 exons. Gene Ontology annotation, molecular function: transmembrane transporter activity. Bases 163 to 1311 code for a protein of 382 amino acids. NCBI's taxonomy places the organism in Eukaryota, Metazoa, Arthropoda, Insecta, Diptera, Culicidae.